AUGCUGCACCGCGGCCUCCCGCCGCCAGGAGCGCUACAGGCGGAUGACCAAAGGCGCUGCACCGCGGCUCUCAACCGACAGGGAGCGCUGCACCGUGGCCUCCCGCUGCCAGGGGGCGCUAUACAACGGUUGCCACGGCGUGAUGUACGCUCGCCCGGCGUCAUCACCAAUGGUCUUUGGUCACGGCGCCGGGCGGUAACGAGCAAAGAUGGUGACGGCCAGACGGUUGGCUCGGCGGCCCCAAGGGUUUGGGAGCCGUUGCUCUGGUCAGAGCGGCCAUUGAGGGCGGCCUGGGUUCCAGUGAGUUUUCCCUCCCCCCAUCUGCUCAGUGUGCGGGCUGAACUUCAAGGAGCUGAGCAUCGAUGGAGGACCACAACAGGGGGCACAACAAGGAGAAGCGUUAUAAGUGCGACGUGUGUGGCAAAGUCUGGCAGCACCAUUGUCAGCUGGAGAUCCACCGGCGGGUGCACACGGGGGGAACGCCCCUUCAACUGCUCGGAGUGUGGCAAGAACUUCACCCGCUACGACAACCUGCUGCAGCACAACCGCAUGCACUCUGGAGAGAGGCCCUUCACCUGCUCCGACUGCGGCAAGAGCUUCAAGAGGACGGAUCACCUGAAGGUCCACCAGCAGCUGCACACCGGCGACCAUCCCUUACCCAGGCCCUUCGGCUGCUCUGACUGCGGAAAGGACUUCAAGAGGGCGUAUGACCUGAAAGUACACCGGCGGGUGCACACGGGCGAGAAGCCCUAUGGCUGCUCCAGCUGUGGCAGGAGCUUUGCCCAGUCGUCGGGGCUGUGGGUGCACCAGCGGGUGCACAGCGGUGAGCGGCCUUUCACCUGCUCCGACUGCGGUAAAGGCUUCAAGUUGUCGUCGGACCUAAAGCUGCACAGGCGCGUGCACACUGGGGAGCGGCCCUACACCUGCAGCGACUGCGGCAAGGGCUUCACCCACUCCAGCAACCUGCUGGAGCACCAGCUCACCCACACUGAUGAGCGACCCUUCACCUGCGCCCAGUGCGGCAAGGGCUUCACCCGCUCCACCUAUCUGCUGUCCCACCAGCAGGUGCACACCGGCGGCCAUCCCUUCCCCAAGCCCUUCAGCUGCUCCGACUGCGGCAAGGACUUCAAGAGGGCGCAAGAGCUGAAGGUACACCGGCGGGUGCACACGGGCGAGAAGCCCUUUGGCUGCAUCACCUGCAGCAAGAGCUUUGCCCAGUUAUCAGUGCUAGAGCGACACCGGCGGGUGCACACUGGCGAGCGCCCCUUCACCUGCAACGAGUGCGGCAAGGGCUUCACCCGCUCCCACAGCCUACUGGAACACCAACGCACUCACACCGGCGAGCGCCCCUUCACCUGCGCCCAGUGCGGCAAGGGCUUCACCCGCUCCAAUAGCCUGCUGGAGCACCAGCGCACCCACACCGGCGAGCGCCCCUUCACCUGCGCGCAGUGCGGCAAGGGCUUCACAUACUCCUCCAAGCUGAGGUCCCACCAGCGGGUGCACGCCGGCGACCGUCCCUUUCCCAGCCUGGUUUGUGGGCAGCGCUCCGCCAUGGCCUCCCACGUCCUGUCUCACCAGCGCGUGCACACCAGUGGCCAGUCCUAAGACAACCUGUACCGCGGUGAGGCGUUUGACAGCUCACGAGGAUUGCAGCAGCACCGGCGGGCCCACCCAGCUUGGCACUGCAGAUACUGGUUUAUACCGAAGGUACACAAAAAACUGGAGUAACUCAUCAGGUCAGGAAGCAUCUCUGGAGAAAAGGAACGUGACGUUUCGUGCCGGCGGCGAUGGCGACUGUAGUGCGGGGCAAAGAUACUAGAUGCGGGGUGACGGGAGAGUCGGAGCGAAUGACGGGCCCCAAACAGCAGCAGCGACAGUGGCUUCACCUGCUCCCGCACCCCGCCCGCCCUGAUAGCGGCCACUGCUUGCCACUCUGCCAACGGCGCUUUCAAAACAAACCCUCUAGCAUGCCGAGGUCGGAAGGAGGGAGAAAGGUAGAGGCCCCCUUUCGGCGAGGAGAUCCCCUUUGGCGGCGGCACUUGGCAGUGGACAGGAACGGCCAAGGCAGCAGGGCGAUGAUGCUGCUGUUGUCCGAGGAGCGCCAACCUCUUCCCCCCCCCCCCUUCCCCUCUCUCCUCCAGAUGUGGUCUCAUCAGAGCCCUGUACCAUUGCAGAAGAAGUUAUCCUGGGACCCCCUCCUCUCCACCCCGCACUGAUCCCCAUUCCCCGCCUCUA
This is a messenger RNA of Leucoraja erinaceus (little skate), 2235 nucleotides long. Its product is annotated as gastrula zinc finger protein XlCGF57.1-like. Bases 1 to 1605 code for a protein of 534 amino acids. The transcript is spliced from 3 exons. NCBI's taxonomy places the organism in Eukaryota, Metazoa, Chordata, Chondrichthyes, Rajiformes, Rajidae. Gene Ontology annotation, molecular function: DNA-binding transcription factor activity, RNA polymerase II-specific; RNA polymerase II cis-regulatory region sequence-specific DNA binding. The record is from RefSeq and is a predicted model, not a curated record. Gene Ontology annotation, biological process: regulation of transcription by RNA polymerase II.